AUGAAAUUGUUUAUUCUCUUUUUUAUUCUUGUUAUCUGUUUAGGUUCUCAAGAAAAACAACAAGAUAGAGAAAUUCCAGUCGUUUGUCCUGUUUGUACAUCACUUGUUGGAAAAUUGAUUGAUUUCGUUAUUGGUGGAGCAGUUGAUAAAGCAACAGACUAUCUUGAAACACUCUGUGCUAAAGCAGAUGGUGUUAUUGAAACAGUAUGUUCAAAGAUUGUUUCAUAUGGAAUUGAUAAAUUAAUUGAAAAGAUCAUAGAGGGAGGAAGUGCUAAACUUAUUUGUGGGUUGAUUCAUGCAUGUUAA
This is a messenger RNA of Entamoeba dispar SAW760, 306 nucleotides long. RefSeq names its product Pore-forming peptide ameobapore C precursor, putative. The transcript has a single exon. NCBI's taxonomy places the organism in Eukaryota, Evosea, Mastigamoebida, Endamoebidae. The record is from RefSeq and is a predicted model, not a curated record. The coding region runs from base 1 to 306 and encodes 101 amino acids.